UAUAUAACUUCAUUCUCACUUUCAUCUUUUCCCGUUGCGAUUUGUGAUGGCGUCGCUCUCGGGAUUCGCCACCAUCACGAUCGCUCUACUCUUCGCCGGAAGCUCCGCCGGCAGAGAUCUCCGGCCAUCGGAGCAUGGCCUCGUUUUCCAGUCCUCGCCGCCGGCAAAUUCCUCCGUAGAGAUGAGGUCCUUCUUCAACAGCAACAAGGGCUCUUCUUCGACCGAUUCGCCGCUUCGGAAUAUCACGGAGUCCCUGCCGCCGCCGUGGUGGAGAAGCAGCGACGGCGGCGGCGGCGGAAGCCACUUGGGAGGAGCAUUAAUGAUGGCGAGUUUGGUGUGCGGCAUCACAGGUGGCGUUCUAUUAGUGGCUUCGGCUUUGCUUUAUCUGUUUAAGCACCGAAGAAAGCACAACCAAAACGAUUCGUUUCGUGCUCAUAGUAGUAAUCAUACUAAUAAUAAUACUAUUAAUAAUCGCAAUUACAAUAAUAAUAGUGCCAACAAGCUUCAGUUAGUGCCAGCAGUGCGUAAUCAUUGAGUUCUUUUUUCCUGCAUUAUAUUGAAUUCAAAUUCCACUCUUUUUUCCCCUCUAAUGUUUAAUGUAUGCAAAGGUGAAGUUAGUUGUGUAAAUUUAUAAUUAUGCGUUGUAUAUGCAAUUUAUUUAUUUACUGGGUUUAAAUUCUUUUAUUAUUGAUUAUAUGUUACAUUUGUUGUAAUAAUAAAUUUAAGUACUUG
Messenger RNA from Abrus precatorius (Indian licorice), 732 nucleotides. RefSeq names its product proline-rich receptor-like protein kinase PERK7. The coding region runs from base 47 to 535 and encodes 162 amino acids. The transcript has a single exon. Lineage: Eukaryota; Viridiplantae; Streptophyta; Magnoliopsida; Fabales; Fabaceae. The record is from RefSeq and is a predicted model, not a curated record.